Molecule: messenger RNA, 3643 nt
Organism: Volvox carteri f. nagariensis
Lineage: Eukaryota; Viridiplantae; Chlorophyta; Chlorophyceae; Chlamydomonadales; Volvocaceae
Product: kinesin-like protein
Exons: 13
Coding region: 1-3339 (1112 amino acids)
Biological process (GO): microtubule-based movement; mitotic spindle organization
Molecular function (GO): microtubule motor activity; ATP binding; microtubule binding
Source: RefSeq, a predicted model, not a curated record
AUGCAGGCUAGUGACGACACUUCGGAGCAGCCCAACCGCAUCCAGGUCGUCGUGCGCGUGCGGCCAGUCCUGCCCCACGAGCUUACAGAUGAGGUGGCGGUGACUUGCUCCCCGGAUGCCCGGAAGCUUCAGGCGGGGCGAAGGUACUCAGCGGCUAUAGCUUUCAUCUCAUUCGAGUGCCGCCGACUCGUCAGCACAGGUCCACGGCAGCUAAAGCCCUCUGACACGCCCCCGGAUGGGGUUUUACCGGGGGCCGUGUCAGAGGGACGAAAGGGGGGAUACACGGGGGGAGCUGAAGAGGUCUUGCUUCCCGACCGGUUGACUGGCGGCACCAACUUACUCCCCGGGGCAACCCGGAGUGGGGCCAGGUCGUACGAGUUCGAUGCCUGUCUGCCCGGAAAUACGACACAGGAUGAGCUGUACGACACAUGUGGGCUCCAGGAGCUGGUGGAAGCUGCUCUCGAUGGAUACUGCGUUACCGUGUUCGCAUUCGGGCAAACAGGAUCGGGGAAAACACACACCAUCAUAGGGCCGCGGCUCAGCCGCGGCGCCGCCGCGGCCGCGGCGGCGGCAGCCGCCGCCUCCGGCGGCACGACCUCCGCCACCGCCACAGGCUGCCUCCCCCCCGCCGCCGUGGUGACGGCUGCCGCGUACCGUUCCAUUGAGGCGAGAUCGGCUGUAUCGGAGUUUUCCGUGACGGCCAGUGUGGUGGAGUUGUACAACGAGGCAGUGACGGAUCUUCUUGCUCUGGAUAAGAACAAGCCGCUGCAGGUGCGAAAGGACUCCCGGGACGGCUUUGCAGUAACUGGCCUCACACAGGUCAGUUGCCCAACCGACGUGUCGGCCGUACGGUACAUGGUACGAGCACUGCAGUACCGCCACACUCGAGGCCAUAAACUGAACGAGUACAGCAGCCGGUCCCACUGCCUCAUGACGUUUGUGUUUGCGUCCAAGGAGAGGGGCCCGGAAGGCCAGAUGGGCGCCAAGGGCGGGGUACGAAGGUACGGCAAGUUGGCGCUCGUUGAUCUUGCCGGCAGCGAGCGGCUCAAGGAUACUGGCAACAAUGAGAAGGGUGCCGUACGGGAGACGGGAGCCAUCAAUAAGAGCCUCUUCACACUGGGCCAGGUUCUGGGUGCUCUCUCAGCAAGGAGCUGCGGCAACCCCGCCGCCUUUGUUCCGUUUCGUGACUCGAAGCUGACACAGCUGCUGUGGGACGGUUUGCGGGGCAGUGGCCGCUGCCUGAUGUUGGCGUGUCUGAGCCCCCUGCGGUCCGCUGCGGAGGAGUCCCUCAACACCCUGCACUUCGCCACCAUUGCGACCCGCAUCAAGGCAGAGCCGGUGGUGUUGCUGGACCCCCAGGAUCAGUUGGUUCUUGACCUAAGGAAGACGAUCAACCAACUGAGGGAAGAAAACCGCCAACUGGCGGGAGCACUACAACAGCUGUCGCUGGGAGCCGACGCCUCUGCCGUACUGGCUACGCUGCCGGAGCCGCUCCGAGCGCAUGCCGCCGGCAGUGCCGGCGGCAGCGGCGGCGGCUCCGCUGCCGGGAGCGGUACGGCGUCUCCUGUCACCCCCGAUCAACCGACCACGCCUUCGACGCCGCAGCGGCAACUACAAACGCAGCAGCUACAGCCUCAACAGCAGCUACAGCCGUCUGCGUCGGCGGGUGGACGCGGGCGGCAGCCGUUUGAGAGCGCGGUGGCGGAGGCGGCAGCAGCCGUCGGCAACGUGGUGACCACGCCGCCGCCGCCGCCGCCGCCGGCCCCGGCCUCGCAACAACAGCCGCAGCAGCAGCAGCUACAACAGCAACAGGCACCGCUGCUGCAGAGCGUGGCCGAGGUCCCAAGUCCAAGUUACAGUGCGCCCCCCGCCACCUCGCGAACCCGCGGAAAACAGAACGGCCGGCCCGUCGCCGCCCAGGCGGCGUACGGCAUGCCUGACGGGGCCGGCCGCAACGGCCGGAAGCCUGGCGCGCCAGGGAAUAAGGGCUCUUCGCCUCGGUCAAAAUCUGUGGGCCGUGGCGGCGGCGGCGGUGGCGGCGGGCGGCCGACGUACCUCACGGAGGAUCCGGCGGCGUUGCUAUUCGGCUACAGCAGCGCGCUACAGCCGCCGCCGCCGCUGCCGCCGCCAGGCAGCGGCAGCAGCAGCACCAUGUCGCUGCCGGUGCUGGUGCCUACCCGGGGUGCACCCGGGGUGGUGCCGCCGCCGCCGGCGAUGGCGGAGUUUCCGGAGCUGGCGGCAAUGGAGGCGGAGUUCCAAAGCAUGCUGGGCAACGGCGGCGCUGGCGGCGGUGCCCCAUCGGCAGCGGCGCCGCCGCAACAAAGGCGCGCCCCGCCUGGAUCGGGGCAAAGCGCCGGAGCUGGCGGCAGCAGCGCCGCCGCUGCGGUGGCGGCGGUGGAGGCCGAGGUCGAGGACUCCGGGGCAACCCGUCCCGACGUCCGAGCGUUGAAAUGGGCGGAACGGAACGCGUGGUUUGGAACCGAUUAUGACAUGACAUCGUACGCGUACCAGGUGCACGACCAGUUGGUGGAUGUAGAAAGUGUGGAUCCAACCUCGGAUCUGUACUACAUGGAGAUCGAACGCCGCGUGGCUGAGAAGUUCCCGGAGCGCUGGGCGAAGUCAAUGAAGGAUCAGCUGCCCGGUGGUAGCGGCGCCGCCGCCGUCGCCGCCGUACGGCGAGCCGUACCGAGUCCCAACCGGCCACGCCCUGGCGACCCGCCGCGCUCCUCGCCGCCGCCAUCGUACAGCGCGGCGCUUCGGGUCAACAUUAAGGAUCCGCUGGUGGCUGUGAGGAGCGGUAGCGGCGGGAGCCGAGACGUCGCGGCGUCGCUGGCAGCGCAGGCGGCGGCGGUGCGGGCACGGCAGCAGCAGCAGCAGCCACAAGGCUCUGCCUCUUACGAUUCCAUGUCGUACGAGUCGUACGGCGAGGCGAGUCAGCCUGAGACGCUGCUGUACGGCGUCGCCGUCGGCAUGGGCGCCGGCAUCAGCGGAUCGGAGCCCAGCACGCCGCCAAUGCAGGGGGUCAACCCGUUUAAUGUUGGGGCGUUGCAUGCCCUGGCACCGCCCAAGGCGUCGAAGCUGGCCCACUUGCCCGCAGCUGGUCAGGGCUUGGUAUUGGUGCCGGCGGGGGCUGAGCAAGGCGGAGGUGCAGUGCGGGGUUCGACGACGAUGGAGGUUUUGGCCGACCCCAACGCAGCGGAGCGAAUUCAACGGGAGUAUGCUCGGCAGCGGGCGAUUGUGGUGGAGGAGCUGCGCAAGGCUAAGGAGGACGCGGAAGCAGAGCGGCAACGCAUCUUGGCUCGGAUACAGCGGGCGGCGGGGGGAAAUAAGUGGCGCUAGGGCAUGGUGCUUGGCACAUUUGAGGGCGUUAGGGAUAAUAGUUAGCGUUUUGCGUUUGUUGAAAGCGGGGCGCGGGCGUGUUCUUUGGUUGGGUCAUGGCGUUACAUGGCUGGACGUUGAUGGUCAUGUGAUGAUAAUGGAAGAAAACGGACGACCUUGCGGCUUCUGAAGGUAUCAGGAUCGAACUCCUUGAAAGUCCUUUGUUUGUCAUCGGGAUCCUUCGUCUAUGACGUUGGCGUCGCCUCAACUUCUGGGGGUUUCCGCCCCCGACAGAUACAAAAGAUGCAAGUAUAAAACAACAUUC